UUGCAAUGUAAAAUCUGCACAUUCUUUAAAGUGGGGUGGAACAUUAUUAAGUAGCAUUAGACAGGCUGAGAUGUGUGUUGAAGGUAUAGGGGGAUUAACAUUUUAAACAAAAUCAUUCUUUACUGUACAAAAAUUGGUGUAAGUGAAGGAGACUUAACAAUAACUGUCUUGGGUUUGUAUUUACAGAAAGACAAGAAGCCAGUUUCAAUGCCGGAGAUGAUUUGCCACUUCACGCUGUUGUUGUUGCUAAUAGGAACCCUUUUGCUGCAAUGAACAUGUUCCGAAACCAGAUACUGAAACGUCAUCUUCCCAGGCAGAUUGUGUGUGUUGACCGACAGUCAGGGUUGGUGGUGAAGGAUUUCUUCAAAAUGCUGAAAAGGGGAGAGGUUGAUGUAAGGAGAGAAUUGGAUGUAGAGUUCCUGAAUGAAGAGGGUAUCAAUGCAAGUGGGCUAACCAAGGAAUACCUCAAUCUACUGAUGACUGGUAUGGCAAAUGGGACAGGAGGUCUUGUUUUGUUUGAAGGUGCACCAGACCACUUACUGCCAAUCCACAAAGAAGAGUAUCUGCAAAGUGGGUAUUUUGGCUAUGUUGGAAAAACAAUUGUUUUAUCAGUUGUACAUGGAGGCGUUGGUUUUCUGGGAAUGUCCAGGGCUUUGGUACAAUACUUGAUCACUGGAGAAAUAAUGGCUGCAUUACCUGAACUGACAUUGUUGGAUGUUCCAGACUUGAAUGUUCAGAUGUGUUUGGAGGAGCUAGAAAGUGCUCCUGAUGACAUGAGCCUGCAGAAUCAGCAAGGGAGGGAUGACAUCCAACUUUUACUGACUCAAGCGGGUUUUGUUAAUGAGUUUUUAACAAUGACCAGCAAAGCGAGAGCAGUACAAUAUGUAUUACUCCACCAGGUGUUUAAGGCCAGACGGGAUGAAAUAGAUGCCAUAAGGAUGGGUAUGGAUUCCAUAACCCUGACAGAUUUUCUCUUAACAAGUCAAUCCUGUAUUCCUCUGGUCUUCCCUUUGGCAAAAGAUGUGGUUUACACAGUAGAAGAUGUUUUGAAAUGCAUCAAAUUAGAUAGGGCAACCUUGUCUGUGAAGCAUAUUGAAGUAGCUGAAUGGUUCCAACAAUAUAUAGAGGACCUUGAGUCUGAGCCACAGGCCACUGUCAACUCCACUAGGUAUGGGUCAGAGUUGUCACCCUCACCAACCCUGAAACAGCUGAUUCAGUUUAUAUUUGGCGACCCUAUUCUCCCCAGAAAUACCAACAUCAAGAUUGGUUUUCGAGCUAACCGUUUACCUGAUGCAGACGCGUGCUUUGGAAUUGUUCACUUACCACUGCAACAUGAGGAAUACAGAUCAUUUAGGGCAUCAAUGAAUACAUGCAUCAACUGCCAAUAUGUUGGUUAUGGCAGAGGCUAAAAACAUCCAUUAAUGACAUGUUGUAGAUUUGUUCCAGUUCCAGUUUGAAAACAUUGUUAUGUAAAGCUGCAUAAUUUUACACUGAGUAAUGUCAAUAUCACUGCUCAUGAAAUGAUGUGGCCUUCAAGUUAUAAUUCUUCUUUGUUACUAGAGACCCAGAUUUCUGGUCUUUGCUCUGUCAAUGCAGACCAGUGGCUGCUUUUAAGCCCAUACAGGCUUUGGUUCAUAAACAAAUUAAAAAGUUGCGAUGAAUGUUUAUAUUGCCUUU
Messenger RNA from Orbicella faveolata, 1677 nucleotides. Its product is annotated as E3 ubiquitin-protein ligase UPL2-like. NCBI's taxonomy places the organism in Eukaryota, Metazoa, Cnidaria, Anthozoa, Scleractinia, Merulinidae. The record is from RefSeq and is a predicted model, not a curated record.